AUUGUUCAAUUCAGUUAGUACUUGCUAUUUGAAACAUAUCGGAUUGCUUCUUACUUUAUAUUUUGCAGUUGAGCCUGAAAUCAGUACGAAAGUGUUCUUGUUUGCGAUUAUAUCUUAUUUACGUUAAAUUAUUAAAGCUCACAUAACAUAUAAAAUAGAAUGUUUAUAUUCGUAAUGAGCGAAAAUAAGGACAGUUUGAAAUUGUUUUAUGAAAGAAACAGCUUUUUCUCUUCUUAACAAUGUAAAAAUUUUGUGAUAAAAUUUAAACGAAGCUCUAAAAGGCCAUUGUCAAUUUUCUCAAAGUAAGUAUUAUUCCUAUUUUCUUUACACGGAUACAAUCCGAUUUCAUUGGCCUAAAAAUGUGAUAAUUUAAUACAAUUAAGCACAAACGAGAGCUGAACUGUAUAAUAAUUAAGGAAAAGGAUAUAGUAUUGAAGAGGAGAAGACAGGGUCCUUCGAUAGAUAUGUGGAUUGCAAUCUUAUUACUUAAGACUUAGCUUCAAGGUUACCUUUAAUAUUUACACGAUUCGGUGAAUACUCUCUAUUCGAAUAAUGAUAAAAAUCUCAGAAAGAUUCUUUCGUUUUAUUGUUUUAUAUACUAUACAUGAUAAAAUCUUUAUGAUAAGAAUAAAGUAAAUGCAAAAUCUCUUAAAAGUUUCACUCCAUCGUUCCUAUCAGAUUCUUUUAUAGUUAGCCAACAUCUUAACGCUGAAUAACAUAAUCUAAAAAAAUAUAGAAAUAAAACAUUAUUCCGUAGAAAAUAUUAAAAAGUAUAUAAAAUAUUAUCAAAAUACAAAAAAAUUAUUGAUCUAUUUGAGUAAGCUGCUAGUUUCAACUUUUUCUUAUCUGAAUAUUUUUGAUAACAGCUUGAAUAUUCUAACUAUAUUGUUCAAUUUUUUUUUCCAGACAGUCUUUUUUUUCUGAUAAUUCCUCGUUCAAAAUGCCUCUAAAAAUCUUUGGAAGAAAAAAGGGUAAGGAAAAAAAACAAGAAUACGAAAAAGAUGCCGCAUUAACAGAAGAAGAAGCAAAGGCUAUACCGCAAUUAACAAGACGUGAUAGAAACGUCUCGAUCUCAAAAUCUGGAAGGCACAAAAUGCAAAAAGGCAACAGGAAAAGUGUUUUGGAAAACGAUAUCUUUCAAAGAAGUACAAAAGGAGAGGAAGGUAAUGCCAGUGACGCAACAUCUGUGUCUGAAAGUGUGACUUCAACAGGCAAUUGCUCUACUACUUCACAUGGAUAUUAAGACUUCCUGCAAAUGCAUUUUUUGAUGAAAAAUUGUGUACAUUGUUUUCUUGCAGAAACAUUUCCAAUGCAUAUAUCAAUGAAAACUAUACUCAUUAGAUGUAUAAUUUACUUAAGUAACUAAUAUGAAUAUUGUUAUGUGCCAUUUUACAAAAAUAGUAAUGAUUGAAGGAAGGAAAUAGAAGCUUGUAAAAAAAGAAAAUCGAAACAAAUACAAGUUCCUAUUCAUAUUUCUCACUAAUAUUAACUUUCUUUCUAUAGAAUAUUAGCAAUUCUUUAUCUAUAAAAUUAUAAGAUGUUUCAGCCUAUAAAUUGUAAAAAAAGAAAUACUGUAAGGUAUUGAGAUUCAACGUUUAUAACUUAUUAAAAAUAUAAAACUAUCUUUUAUGUAUUAAGUUUAGUAUAUUGUAUUACUUUUUAAAUUAAAUGUCAUACACUUA
Molecule: messenger RNA, 1682 nt
Organism: Dimorphilus gyrociliatus
Lineage: Eukaryota; Metazoa; Annelida; Polychaeta; Dinophilidae
Source: the annotation of a GenBank genome assembly